Serinus canaria (Common canary) is the source of this 782-nucleotide messenger RNA. RefSeq names its product RAP2C, member of RAS oncogene family (gene RAP2C). Gene Ontology annotation, molecular function: GTP binding; GDP binding; GTPase activity. The coding region runs from base 190 to 741 and encodes 183 amino acids. The transcript is spliced from 2 exons. NCBI's taxonomy places the organism in Eukaryota, Metazoa, Chordata, Aves, Passeriformes, Fringillidae. Gene Ontology annotation, biological process: Rap protein signal transduction; negative regulation of cell migration. The record is from RefSeq and is a predicted model, not a curated record. Gene Ontology annotation, cellular component: plasma membrane.
GAGCGCGGCGGUGAAGGAGCGCAGCGGGGCCGGGGCCGCGCCGGGCGCUGACGGGGGUCUCGCUCCCCCCAGGACGGCUCGGGAGCAGUGGGGCCUCGCCCUUCACCUGAGGCGGGCCGGGGCUAUGCGAGGGCCGCGGUGCCGCCUGCCCUAGGCCCGGGCCCGGCGGGGAGCGGCGAGCGGGGCCCGAUGCGGGAGUACAAGGUGGUGGUGCUGGGCAGCGGGGGGGUGGGGAAGUCCGCCCUGACGGUGCAGUUCGUCACCGGGACCUUCAUCGAGAAGUACGACCCCACCAUUGAGGACUUCUACCGCAAGGAGAUCGAGGUGGACUCGUCCCCCUCGGUGCUGGAGAUCCUGGACACGGCGGGCACCGAGCAGUUCGCCUCCAUGCGCGACCUCUACAUCAAGAACGGGCAGGGAUUCAUCCUCGUCUACAGCCUGGUCAACCAGCAGUCCUUCCAGGACAUCAAGCCGAUGAGGGACCAGAUUGUCCGGGUGAAGAGAUACGAGAAAGUUCCUCUGAUCCUGGUGGGGAAUAAAGUGGAUCUGGAGUCGGAGAGGGAAGUCCUGUCUGCAGAAGGCAGAGCCCUGGCUCAGGAGUGGGGCUGUCCCUUCAUGGAGACGUCAGCCAAGAGCAAAACAAUGGUGGAUGAACUGUUUGCUGAGAUCGUCAGGCAAAUGAACUAUGCCUCCCUGCCUGAAAAACAAGAUCAAUGUUGUACAACUUGCAUCGUCCAGUGAGAGAGAUUAAGAAAAACCUCAACCAUGGCCAUACAGAGCAG